Molecule: messenger RNA, 2872 nt
Organism: Myotis davidii
Lineage: Eukaryota; Metazoa; Chordata; Mammalia; Chiroptera; Vespertilionidae
Gene: YTHDF1
Product: YTH N(6)-methyladenosine RNA binding protein 1
Exons: 4
Coding region: 104-1639 (511 amino acids)
Biological process (GO): mRNA destabilization
Cellular component (GO): cytoplasm
Molecular function (GO): N6-methyladenosine-containing RNA reader activity; mRNA binding
Source: RefSeq, a predicted model, not a curated record
CAAAGUACAAAAUGGUUCUUUGCAUCAGAAGGAUACAGUUCAUGACAAUGACUUUGAGCCCUACCUUUCUGGACAGUCAAAUCAGGGUAACAGUUACCCCUCCAUGGCCGACCCCUACCUGUCCAGCUAUUACCCGCCGUCCAUUGGAUUCCCUUACUCCCUUAAUGAGGCACCGUGGUCAACUGGAGGGGACCCUCCCAUCCCGUACCUCACCACCUACGGACAGCUCAGCAAUGGCGAUCAUCACUUCAUGCAUGACGCCGUGUUUGGACAGCCUGGGGGCCUGGGGAACAACAUCUAUCAGCACAGGUUUAAUUUUUUCCCUGAAAACCCUGCUUUCUCAGCCUGGGGGACAAGUGGGUCUCAGGGACAGCAGGCCCAGAGUUCUGCUUAUGGGAGCAGCUACACCUACCCACCGAGCUCCCUGGGUGGCACGAUUGUGGACGGGCAGACGGGCUUUCACAACGACACUCUCAACAAGGCCCCCGGGAUGAACAGCCUGGAGCAGGGCAUGGUGGGCCUGAAGAUCGGUGAUGUCACCACCUCUGCAGUCAAGACAGUGGGCUCAGUCGUCAGCAGUGUGGCAAUGACUGGUGUGCUUUCUGGCAAUGGUGGGACAAAUGUAAACAUGCCGGUUUCGAAGCCAACUUCAUGGGCUGCCAUCGCCAGCAAGCCAGCAAAGCCGCAGCCGAAAAUGAAAGCCAAGGGCGGACCUGUCAUCGGGGCCGCACUGCCCCCUCCGCCUAUAAAGCAUAACAUGGACAUUGGCACCUGGGAUAACAAGGGGCCCGUGCCCAAGGCCCUGGCCCCACAGCAGGUGCCUGCUCCCCAAUCUGCCCCCCAGCCUCAACCAGUUGUGCAGCCUCUGUCAGUUCAGCCCCCCCCUUUGGCCCAACCACAGUAUCAGAGUUCUCAGCCAUUGCCCCAAACCCGCUGGAUUGCCCCCCGCAACAGGAAUGCAGUGUUUGGGCAGAGCUCGGGGACUGGGGGUAACAGUCACUCCCCCGGAAGCACCCAGUCUGGUUCUGCCCUGAGCGCAGAAUCCCAUCCAGUCCUUGAGAAACUGAAGGCUGCCCACAGCUACAACCCUAAGGAGUUUGACUGGAACCUGCGGAGUGGCCGCGUGUUCAUAAUAAAGAGCUACUCGGAGGAUGACGUGCACCGCUCCAUCAAGUACUCCAUCUGGUGCAGCACCGAGCAUGGUAACAAGCGCCUGGAUGGCGCCUUCCGCUCCGUCGGCAGCAAGGGACCUGUCUACCUGCUCUUCAGCGUCAACGGUAGCGGCCACUUCUGUGGGGUGGCGGAGAUGAAGUCGCCCGUGGACUACGGCACAAGUGCUGGGGUCUGGUCUCAGGACAAGUGGAAGGGCAAGUUUGACGUGAAGUGGAUUUUUGUCAAGGACGUGCCCAACAACCAGCUCCGCCACAUCCGACUGGAGAACAAUGACAACAAGCCGGUCACAAACUCCCGCGACACCCAGGAGGUGCCCUUAGAAAAAGCAAAGCAAGUGCUGAAAAUCAUCGCCUCCUACAAGCACACCACUUCCAUCUUUGAUGACUUUUCUCACUAUGAGAAGCGACAGGAGGAAGAGGAGGUGGUGCGCAAGGUGAGUUGGGAACGGCAGAAUCGGAACAAAUAGUAAGGAUGAGCCGGUUUCUGUUAUGAUCUAAUGUUUGAUUGAAAAGCCAAGUUUCAGAACGUGUGCUUGGUGCUGUGCCUGGGUCAGCCCAGCCGUCUUCCUGUGCAGGCCUCGUGCUGCCUCUCUGCGUUCUCUGUCGUAUGUUUUUGCCCAGGUGGCUCUUCACUCAUGUGUAUUUUUUCUCUGUAUUAUAGUAUUGUAGAACUCACUAAUAAAGAAAGUUUUCGUCAGCUUAUCAAUCAGAUUGACCUAAUGCGAAAUAUAAAUAUCUUUAAAAAAAAACACCUAAUGCACCCCCAAAGAAUUUUUUUUUUUUGGCAGAAAUUAUGUGCUUGUUCUUAUAUUCAGUCAUCUAACAUCUUUCUUUGAGAUUAUUUCUCACCCCUGUUGCCUCGUCUUGAAUGUAUCGAACCAUGAAUUUUGUCAUGUAGCAUAUGUGUUAAAUACUCUCUUCAAAGUGCAAGUGAGCAAUCACCUGGUUGGGCUGGUUUGCCAUUUUAUGAUCAGUUACCUGUCUAAGAGGCUACUCUGCCAUCUGUUUUUUACUAGAGAAAGAUAAAUUUUAGUUUUCCAGAUUUGGUUACGGCUGUGUUUCCUUGGGCCGCCCACCCUCUCCAACCCUGCACCGGAAUAGCACUGUCCAGCGGGGUGACAGCAGGGCCCGGUGAGCGGAGGUUAGGGUCCAGGGUUCAGGCCCCCUCAAUGUGUGCAACUCAUUGUAACCCUUUAUCUUCUCUUGAGAAUCCUGAUGCCAUCUUACGUUUUUCUACCAGUAAUGCUGAGCUUGUAUUGCUCUGCUCUGGUGGCAGACAGUGUCAUGGAUGGUGCUGCCCACUAAAUCUCACCGCGUGGCUACUUUUCUUUUUCCUGUCAAUUGGUUUUUAAAAAGAAAACAAAAAAACUUUAGACACUGAGUGUUCGGUCAUGUUUUGUGGAGUGAGGGCUGUUGCCCUCACUGUCACCUGGAGUUGAAGCAUGGAAAUGGUGCUCUUGCCCGCCACGCUCGCUCGCACACGCAUCUACACGUGCCCCCUAGAGGACUUGCCGUGUAGAGAGCACAUCUAAAAACUAUUUACUCUGAAUGGCCCUCUGAGUUCAAGUGUAGGUAGGCUGUAUUAUUUAGACUUGUGUUUAGAAUGUGUCCCUUUCUCUGAACUGUUACCACUUGGAUGGAGUCAUGGACAACAUGGGACACUGUUACCUUGAGAAAAGUACAAGCCUUAAUAAACAAUC